Messenger RNA from Amphimedon queenslandica, 1351 nucleotides. RefSeq lists its product as uncharacterized. The transcript has 6 exons. Lineage: Eukaryota; Metazoa; Porifera; Demospongiae; Haplosclerida; Niphatidae. The record is from RefSeq and is a predicted model, not a curated record. The coding region runs from base 149 to 1162 and encodes 337 amino acids.
UGCUUCCUGUCGGUUAUUAAUUAAAUUUCGCUGCUGGCGGCACAGUAUAAAACUGGGUGGUUGUCCUCUGUUUUCUGUCACUGGAGGCAUUUUCCAAUCUAUUGGUUAAAAGAAUAUCACUAGAAAUAACUACCUUCGACUCUUCCUGAUGGAACUUUCAUUUUACUCGCCUGCAAGCAUGGAGAGAAGACAGCUAGUCCUUAUCCUGUUUCUCAUCACUGCCUCUCUCCCCACCUUGACUAUCUCUUACUCGCAUGGUGUCCCACAGCUAAAAUCCCUUUGCAAUUUCAUAACAGAGCAUGGGCCACCAGAAAAAAAUAUAUCUAAUUGUGGUGAUUUCAAGUUGGUCAUGAUGAAUGCAACACAUGAGAUCCCAUGCUACACUCCAAAUGAGUUGACUACAGUUCAUAUGGUAGUUACUACUGCCGAAAAAACCCACAAAAUUAAGGGAUUUUUAUUAGGCGUCCAAAAGGAAGGAUUCCGCUACCACAAUAAAACCCUUGAAAAUGCUGGAGAUGUCAAUAAAACUAAUAAUCUCUGUGAUAACUAUGUUACUUUUAGUCACUCGGCCCUGCUCAGUAUUCAGAAAAUGGAGUUUAAAUUCAACUUCACUUCAAAGGAAAGAGUAGAACUGAGGUCAACAGUUGUCUUUAGUUAUUCAGAUGUCAUUAAUAAUAGAUCAUAUUAUUUCAAUGCCUGUCCAACUCCAACCCCAAGCAGUACACCUUCUCCUUCACCAGCUCCCAGCAGUCCCUCAACAUCAGUAGCAGCACCAUCAGUGACUCCCACCCCAUCAUGUCCUAGUUAUAAUGCAACACAAAUUGAUAAUUUCAAAUGUCCUAAGACAGUAGAGAAAUACAAACUGACAAUGGAUCAUGAAGACAAUGGAAUAAAAUAUGAAUGCACAACCACAGGGACAUUGAGACAUUUUGUAUUCCAGUCAAACUGCACCAGACAAGAGGUCUGCUCUACAGAAGAUGAUCAAGUUUGCCGUUGGAGAACCUUCUCCAUAAGGAACUGUGAAAUGUCGUUAGACCAGAGGAAGAGAGAGUUCUUGUGUACUGCAAAGGACAAUCGUAAAAAUACUCUAACGACUAAAAUAAGAAUAGGAAUAGAAAAGGACUCUUUAUACACUUGUGAUGUAACUCUUUUAGAUUCUUAGCUUGUCAUUAUCAUGUUAUUAUUAUUAUUUCUAAUUGUUUGGCAACAUUUUAUGCAUCAUUAAUCACUAUUUCUGUUAUUCCACAAUGUCUUUUUCAUUACUGUUUGUCCAAUCAGUUAUUAUUAUUAUUAAUAUUAUUAUUAUUAGCUUCAAAAUAUGAUUGAUAUGAUCUACUCCAGCCACAAAAAA